GGGUGGGCCAUGGAGGCUCCAAGGCCCUUUGCGCGGGAAUGGUGUGCCCAAUCACUUCCCCGGAUGCGAGGAGGCGUUUUGAGGCUGUGGCUACUACUGCUGGAUUUCGGUUUGAACGCGACACUUCCUCAUGAAGAGGAUGUACACUUUAUCAAUGAGUACGUGAACCUCCACAAUGAGCUCCGGGGCAACGUCCUCCCCCGAGGGUCUAACUUGCGCUUCAUGACUUGGGAUGUAGCUUUGUCACGGACUGCUAGAGCAUGGGGGAAAAAAUGUGUCCUUGAAAAUAAUAAUCAUUUAGAAGAACUAAACAUGGCCCAUCCUGUAUUUAAUGGUAUUGGUGAAAAUAUGUGGGUUGGACCUGAAAAUGAAUUCACUGCAAGUAUUGCUAUCAGAAGUUGGUAUGAAGAGAGGAAAAUGUACAAUUUUGAAAAUGACAGUUGCUCUAGUGACUGUUCUAAUUAUAAACAGCUUGUUUGGGACACAUCUUACAAAGUUGGUUGUGCUGCUACUUCAUGUACAAGAGUUGGACGUAUUAGAUAUGCAGUAAUUUUCAUAUGCAACUAUGCACCAGGAGGAUCUCUGUCGAGAAGGCCUUAUAGACCAGGAAUAAUUUGUGCUCAAUGUAGCAGAUAUGACAGAUGCACAGAUUUUCUAUGCAGUAAUGCAGAUCGUGACCAAUCCGUAUAUUACCGAUUUUGGUAUCCCAGAUGGGAAGUUCCUCGGCCAAUUGUGUGUGAUCCACUGUGCUUAUUUAUUUUCUUUCUGAGAAUGUUGUGUUUUUCAAUAUGUAUCAUAGUUGUUUUGAUAAUACAGUCUCGGUUUCCAAAUAUAUUAUUGGAAGAAGAAAUGAUGCUUGCCUCUGAUCUAACUGAGGUAGAGCCAGAACAGUUACAGGAAAAGGAAGAGGAAAUGGAGGAAGAAGACAGGGGAAAGGUGGAGGAGGAAGUGGAGGAAGAGGAAGAAUAUAAAGAAAAGGAGGAGGAAGAGGAAGGGGGUCAAGAGGAGGAAGGGGAGGGAGAGGGUGAAGAACAGGAAAAGAAGGAGAAGGCGGCAGUGGAGGAUGAAGAUUUACCACCACCAUAAGACAAAAGUGUAAUACAAAAAAUAAAUAAAUAAAUAAAAGCAAAAAAUAAAACACUGAGCUUUAAUAAAAAAGAAU
This is a messenger RNA of Lutra lutra (Eurasian river otter), 1162 nucleotides long. RefSeq names its product GLIPR1 like 2 (gene GLIPR1L2). Lineage: Eukaryota; Metazoa; Chordata; Mammalia; Carnivora; Mustelidae. The coding region runs from base 10 to 1086 and encodes 358 amino acids. The record is from RefSeq and is a predicted model, not a curated record. The transcript is spliced from 6 exons.